Lathyrus sativus (Indian pea) is the source of this 675-nucleotide messenger RNA. Lineage: Eukaryota; Viridiplantae; Streptophyta; Magnoliopsida; Fabales; Fabaceae. The record is from the annotation of a GenBank genome assembly.
AUGGAUCAACUCUAUUGCCAUAAAAUAGCAUUUUUUACUCGAAGCAUAAAAAAUCAUCAUAACCAUCUAAUUAGGCUUACACCAUUGCUAGUUUCAUUAUCUUUGUUUCCUUUCAUAUUUUCUACUUCUUCCUUAAUUUCUUUCCUCAAAUGCUUUAACUUCUACUUCUCUACAUUCUCUCUCCAACUAAUCACUCACACCAUAGACAAAAAUUGCAUGUUCCUCUUAUCCAACGGUCUCCUACUUUUUGUUGGUAUAACAAGAUCUCUUAGUGUUGAUGAGUCAUCCAACAGUGUUAAAGAUGGUUCGCAAUCACUUUAUUCAAUGGUUGAAGCUCAAGAGUCAAUGUUAGUGGUGAAGGAGAAAACCAAUAAGCUUGAAACAGAGAGUGAAGAAGUAGAAGAAAGCGUUGGAGAUAUAAGCUUGGAAGAAGGAAGAGGAAGUUACAUAUUACAUUGGGAACAAGAGGAGGGGCCAAAAGAAGAAAGUAGAAUAUUUGACGGAGGAGAUGAAGAGAAAGACAAUGAAACAAAAAUGGUUGAUGAGGAAGAAGUUUUAGAUGAAGCAAGUUGGGUGCUAAGGACAGAUGAGUUAAACAAAAGAUUUGAGGACUUCAUUAGAAGGAUGAAAGAAGAUUUGAGGAUUGAAGCUCAAAGACAAUUUGACAUGCUUUGA